Messenger RNA from Nezara viridula (southern green stink bug), 3362 nucleotides. The record is from the annotation of a GenBank genome assembly. NCBI's taxonomy places the organism in Eukaryota, Metazoa, Arthropoda, Insecta, Hemiptera, Pentatomidae.
AAAAAUUAUUGAUUUCUUAGUUUAUGUUAUAAUUGUUUGAUACAAUUAAUUUUUAUUAAAAAAGGAGUUGAAUUUAAUAUUUUUAAAAUGUACAAUUUUAAGGGCAGAUUUGGGUUCAUUAUUGUUCAUAGAGGAAGGAAUGUCCCUAUCCUCUCAGUUUUAAAAGCUAAACACAGUCUACUUCAUAGGAGUAACAAGAACUAUAGUAAUUUUUCCAAACAUCCUAAACUUUUACAAGGAUCUAAAGUUAUACAUGUCCACAGACGGGGAUUUGGAAUGUUUGUUGCUAGGUUUCUGAAAGGAGCUUUGAAACUUCGUUAUCUUGUAUUGGGAGGAGCUGUAGGUGGUGGCAUGACAUUACAAAACAAAUAUCAAGCUUGGAAAGAUUCGCUUCCUGAUAUGUCAUGGUUGGACACAUACUUACCUUCAACAAAAACAGUUGACUCUUUUAGGGAAUCAAUGAUUUCACUCACUGAGCGUGUAAAAGAUAUUGAAAUAGAUCCUAAGCUAAUGUCUGUAGGAGAAACAAAGUGGCGUGACUUGCAAGAAUGGCUUAAUAAACGGAUUGAUGAAGCAUAUGAAGCAGCUAAGCAAAGUGAAAUAGAGAGUUAUCAGAAACUGUUUUUGGAGUCUUUUGAAAAUAUUAUUAAAGGAGCUUCAAAUCAGACACAAGUGAAAGCAUUGUCUUUUGGACAAGAACGUGCACAACCUCAUGCACCAAAAGAAAACACUGCAGAUAAAAGGAUUGAUGCACUACAACAAGAACUGAUGGACGUGCAACUGAGAUAUCAACGAGAAAUUGAACGACUAGAAAGAGACAAUAAAGAGCUUAAAAAGCAAAUACUUCUAAAUAAACAUUCUCGGUCAAAGAAUAAACAAAUUAAGAAAUCAUUAAUAGAUAUGUACUCUGAAGUUCUGGAUGAACUUUCUGACUACGACUCUUCUUACUCAAUUCAAGACCAACUACCAAGAGUAGUAGUUGUUGGUGACCAAUCAUCUGGAAAAACAUCUGUUCUAGAAAUGAUCGCUCAAGCUAGGAUAUUUCCAAGAGGAGCUGGUGAAAUGAUGACUCGAGCUCCCGUGAAAGUAACUCUUAGUGAAGGACCUUACCAUGUUGCACAGUUUAAAGACAGCGAUAGAGAGUUUGAUCUGUCAAAAGAAGAAGAUUUAUCAAAACUGAGGCUAGAGGUUGAAUUAAGGAUGAAGAGAAGCCUUGGCAGAGGUAAGAGUGUUAGUAAUGAAGUAAUAUCAAUGACCGUGAAGGGACCAGGUUUGCAGAGAAUGGUUCUUGUUGAUCUUCCAGGGAUAAUCAGUACUGUAACGAAAGAAAUGGCAGAAGAUACUAGAGAAGCAAUAAGACGCAUGACCCAAAUCCAUAUGUCUAACCCAAAUGCUAUUAUUCUAUGUGUACAAGAUGGUUCUGUGGAUGCUGAACGCUCAAAUGUAACUGAUUUGGUUGCGGGCAUUGAUCCCUCAGGGAAAAGAACAAUAUUUGUUCUUACUAAAGUUGACAUGGCAGAAGAAAGUUUAGCUGAUCCUCAAAGGAUUAAUAAGAUUUUAUCUGGAAAACUGUUUCCAAUGAAAGCUCUAGGAUACUUUGGCGUUGUAACUGGUAGAGGAAGAAAAGAAGAUGCUAUAAAUGAUAUUAAACAGUAUGAGGAAAAUUUUUUUAGGACAUCCAAGCUCUUUAGAGACAGCAUGUUAUCUUCAACCCAGUUAACAACUAGGAACUUGAGUAUGGCCGUGUCUGAAUGUUUUUGGAAGAUGGUGAGAGAAACAGUUGAACAACAAGCAGAUGCUUUUAAAGCAACUAGAUUCAAUCUUGAAACUGAGUGGAAAAAUACAUUUCCAAGACUGAGAGAAUUGGAUCGAGAUGAACUUUUUGAAAAAGCGAGAAGUGAAAUUCUUGAUGAAGUAAUAAAUCUUAGCCAGGUAUCUGUGAAAGAAUGGGACUCUCUCCUUCUAGAUAAACUUUGGCACAAGGUCAGCCAUCAUGUACUUGAAAAUAUAUAUCUCCCGGCUGCUCAGACCUGUAACUCAAGAAGCUUUAAUACUACUGUUGAUAUACGCUUGAAGGAAUGGGCUGAGUCUCAGUUGGCAGAUAAGAGUAUUGAAGCAGGUUCUGAAGCCUUAAAGACUGAAUUUUCUCAUUUCAUUGACAAGUCUAUGGCAAAUAAAGAAAGUGACAAACUUUUUGAUACUCUUAAACGUGCUGUUUUGGAAGAAGCUUUGAAAAGACAUUCAUGGGAGGAAAAGGGGAAUGAAGUAUUAAGAAUGCUGCAACUGACUGCAUUAGAAGACAGAUGUGUGAAUGACAAACAUCAGUGGGAUUCAGCUGUUAAAUUUUUAGAAAAAUCCCUCAAGGAAAGAUUAGAGCUCGUACAAAAGCAACUUUCUGAAAUGUUUGGUCCAGGUACUUGGGAAAAGUGGGUAUAUUGGAAAUCAACUACUUCUGAUCAAAAACAAAGAAAUAUGGUAAAAUCAGAACUUGAAAAGCUCCUUUAUUCAGACUUUAAUCAUGGUCCAACAUUAACUCCUGAUGAAAUGACCACAAUUCGGAAAAAUAUUCAACGUUCAUCAAGAAUAGAUAUUAGCAAUGACUUCAUACGAGACACUUGGGCACCAAUUUAUCGGAAUCAUUUCCUUAAUGCACGCCUUGGAAAGGCUUAUGAGUGUAGAAAGGCAUUUUACCUCUAUCAUCAAGGACUUGAAGAAUUGGAGUGUAAUGAUGUUGUUUUGUUCUGGAGAAUGGAACAGAUGCUUAAAGUUACAGCAACUGCUUUAAGGCAACAAGUCAUGAACAGAGAAGCUAGGAGAUUAGAUAAAAUUAUUAAAGAAGUUCUUGAAGAUUAUAGUCAAGAUCAGGAGAAAAAAAUAUCCUUACUUACCGGCAGACGGGUGACACUAGCAGAAGAAUUAAAGAGAGUUCGACAAAUACAAGAUAAAUUAGAAGAAUUCAUCCAAGCUUUAAACAAAGAAAAAUAGCCAUUUUAGACAUUUUAGUUGUCGUAUCUUAUAUAAAUUAUUACAUGUAGAAAAACACUCCUUUGUAUAAUUGUAAAUAUAUUUUUAUUAUUAUGAUGUAGAAUAUGUGGUACAUUGUUAUUUAUUCUAUAAUUUCAUAUUGAUGAUAUAAAAAUUAUAAUUUUUGUUACCAAUUUUAUUUACUCCAGUUCCUUGAUCCAGUAAGCCUGUGCUUCUUGCUGGUCAUACUGUUCUUUAGAAUGUCAUAGAUACAAUGACACUAACUAAUAAAUUUUUGUUUUGAUCAAUCCUCUUUUUGAUAAAUUAUUUAUUGUUGCCUUGUUUUUCUUUUUUUAUUAUUAUUCAUUCAAGCUUGAGUAAGGUAAUAUUUAAUAUUC